Pteropus alecto (black flying fox) is the source of this 1472-nucleotide messenger RNA. RefSeq names its product serine/threonine kinase 19 (gene WHR1). Lineage: Eukaryota; Metazoa; Chordata; Mammalia; Chiroptera; Pteropodidae. The transcript has 7 exons. The record is from RefSeq and is a predicted model, not a curated record. Gene Ontology annotation, molecular function: protein serine/threonine kinase activity. Gene Ontology annotation, biological process: positive regulation of Ras protein signal transduction; protein phosphorylation. The coding region runs from base 202 to 1080 and encodes 292 amino acids.
GAACUGGAAUCCUCAUCGGCGCCGCCCCUUCCAGUCAGAGCCCGAGAGAGGACGAGAGGAGGCCUCCUUCGUCAUCGCGUUGUCCAGCUUACACUGGCUGACUGGUCUCCGAGGACGUCACUGCUCCGCGCCGGAAGUCUCUGUUUUCGUGGUCUCUUCCUCAAUACCUACCCCUUCCCGGGCUCCACAAGAUCCCGGGACAUGAGCCGGAAGAGGCAGCGCCUGGUCCCGGAGACGCUGGGACUGAAGAGGUGGCGGGAACGAGGUCAUGCAGAGGCAGAUCCUCUGAGGGGCGAGGCAGGGUCGGCGCGCGCAGCAGUCACGGAGCUGGUGGGGCUGUUCCCGCGAGGCCUGUUCGAAGAUGCGCUGCCGCCUAUCGCACUCAAGAGCCAGGUGUACAGCCUCGUGCCCGACCGGACCGCGGCUGACCGGCAGCUGAGAAAAAAUCUCCAAUAUGGGCAUAUAAAAAUCUCCCUGCCCCGAAAUGCCCAGAGGGGAGUGGAGCAUCUUACCUUGACACCCUUCUUUUCACUUCCAUCUAUUUGGACACAGAAGGCACUUCAAGAGCAGGGGGAGAUCAGAAUCAUCCAGCUAGGGUUCGAUUUGGAUGCUCAUGGAAUUAUCUUCACCGAAGACUACAAGAACAGAGUCCUCAAGGCCUGCGAUGGCCGAUCAUAUGCUGGGGCAGUGCAGAAGUUUCUGGCUUCGGUGCUUCCAGCCUGUGGGGACCUUAGCUUCCAGCAGGACCAAAUGACACAGACCUUUGGCUUCAGGGACACAGAGAUCACGCAGCUGGUGAAUGCUGGAGUCCUUACUGUCCGAGAUGCUGGGAGUUGGUGGCUAGCUGUGCCUGGAGCUGGGAGAUUCAUUAAGUAUUUUGUUAAAGGGCGCCAGGCUGUCCUCAGCAUGGUUCGGAAGGCCAAGUACCGGGAACUACUCCUUUCAGAGCUCUUGGGUCGGCGGGCACCUGCCGCGGUACGACUCGGCCUUGCCUACCAUGUGCAUGACCUCAUUGGGGCCCAGCUGGUGGACUGUGUCUCCACCACUUCUGGAACCCUCCUGCGUCUGCCGGAGACAUGAGGAUUCUACUCAUCAUUACACAUCUCCCCAGAGUGGGGCUAGAGGGGCCCAGGAGUGUUGCCCAGUGGUGGCUGAGACAGGGUCACCUUGGGAAAGCUUGGGACCAGGAUUUGUGUUGGGUCCAUGGCCGUGCAAAGGGUCAGGCGUGACUGCUACUGUUUACCUGGGCUCCAAGCCAGUGGUCGGGUUUGGGCAACGCUUCUCUGCUCUUCCAUGGAAGUGGAGCCAGAAACUGUGCCAGGGCCAUGGCUGCUGCCUUUCAUACAGCAAGGUGCUGCUCUGAUUGUCUUGGAAAGGUGGGGUUUCUGGGGAGGCUGGUGAGGGAGGGCAGGGUUCUCUUCCCUACAUGUUGGGUUGAAACUGCCAAAUAAAGUACUUGUGCCGGUGCUGUU